AUGGCCACUCAAAAGGCACCGAUCUUUCAUGGCCGCAAAUUUAUUCUUACAAGAACGCUCUCAAAUGACCUAGCCACUGAAGUGCGACGACUCAUUGAAGAGCAUGGCGGAGUCAUAUCAUCAUCUCCUGCAGGUGCCAUAGAAAUCGUAGACUAUGAUGAGCUGGACUCGAGACGUCCUGAGUGGGUCUCGGUAGAUUAUAUAUAUGACUCGGUCGCCGAAGGGGCGCUUCAAGACUCGGCGAAAUACUCGGGGGCCGUGUUUAGCUCAAAACCGAGUGCAACGCAGCUGAAAGGGCGGGUUCGAUAUACGGUGGAGGACGACGCGCGUCUGCUGCUUUUUGCCAAGGUGCGUGGCUGGGAGUCCAUGAAGUCAGUACCCGCGAGCACCUGGAAACUUGCGGAGAGCAGUCGCGUGACGAAUCAUUCGUGGCAAAGUAUGCACGAGCGCUUUCGAAAACAGCUUAAGAGCAAGACGCCCAAGGAGCAGCGUAUAAUUAUAGCGAGAGCUGUGGAGAUCAUUCGUAUGCGACUGCAACGAUCCAACGAUGGCGAAGCGAUAAAAGAAGAGGCUAUCGCAAGGGAUUCGUCAUCUAUAGCUACUCCAGCGAAUGUUGGACCAACAACGCCAACUUCCUCAGAAUCUGUAGUCACGCCGGUAACGAGCUUGCCACCACGGCGUUGUGGAGUCGGAACGCCAACGCACCAAAAGCGUAAGAGAGGCUCUUUUGCUAUCGGUAAUUUUGAAAGAUCAAGUCAGGAAGACGAGGAAGAAGACGUGAAAACCGAUGUAGCCAAUGUUAAUGACACAGGUGGAGCUCGGGUCGUCUUCUUUCGAAGUGCAUGGGCAGAGUAUGCAGCAGAUCCAAGGAAUAGCUUUAAGGUUUCAGAUAAUUGCUCACAUGCAAGCGAGACAUGUACAGAAGAUCAAUGUCUGCUUGACAAUGGCAGUAGUGAAAAGAAUGGGGUAGAUGUACGGUUUGCUACAGAAGAUGAGUCGGACGCUAUUAUAUGCCAACUUCAACUCGAAACAGGACAAAAGGUCCCAGUUGUUGUGAAUGCGUUGUAUUACUGCAACGGAAAUGUUGAUGUGGCGAGAGCAUUUCUCAAGGGAACUCUGCCAUCAAAUCUACGUAUGUGGUCACAAGAAGACGAUUUACUAGUUGCAAAGCUCAUAGUCGAUAAAAACACUGACCGAUCAGCUAUAAAAGCCGCUUUGGCUCACGGGAAACUUGAUUCCAUGCGAAUUUCCCGCGAUACAGAUUCCAUUUUGGAUCGAAUUCAUUUCUUGCUGUGA
Plasmopara halstedii is the source of this 1296-nucleotide messenger RNA. Its product is annotated as Rap1 Myb domain. Gene Ontology annotation, cellular component: shelterin complex. Lineage: Eukaryota; Oomycota; Peronosporomycetes; Peronosporales; Peronosporaceae. The record is from RefSeq and is a predicted model, not a curated record. Gene Ontology annotation, molecular function: telomeric repeat DNA binding. Gene Ontology annotation, biological process: telomere maintenance via telomere lengthening; regulation of DNA-templated transcription. Bases 1 to 1296 code for a protein of 431 amino acids. The transcript is spliced from 3 exons.